AUGAGUGAUAUUCGCCAAGUUCUGCCUACUUUUCCCGUCUCCAAAUAUGCGUCUCUUCUUCCAGCAAUCGAGCAACAUGGUCUCACAACAACCGACCUCCUGACUCUGCACCCAACAGAUAUAGCAAAGCAGACUCACCUGCCUCUUGUGGAUCUGAGGCGCUUCAUUGCCAUCAUACAAAUCUCUCUCACAAAUGACCUAAAGCCCCAGUCGUUGUCAUUAUCGCCAGAAAAAGAGGAUUCACUUGUGGAAUCAACAGAGGAAGCACCAGAGACGUCCAAAGCUCAACCUCUGCUUACUACCACCAACGCCCCGUGGUCGGCUUGUAUCAGCACUCUCGAUGAUACCAUAGAUGCUGCCCUGGGAGGUGGAAUCCCUACCGGCAGGAUCUCCGAGUUCGUGGGGGAGAGCGGUGCUGGAAAGACUCAGUUUCUUCUGAGUCUUUGUCUAGCCGUCCAGUUGCCCUCCCCUCGAGGCAUUGAGAAACAGGCUCUCUAUAUCUCAACCGAGUCCGGUCUUUCCACCGCCCGUCUCUCCCAGAUGUUGAAGAAUCACCCCGUCCUGCAAGAUGUUGAUUUCGCCGACAAGCCUUCACUGGACAACAUCCUCAGCACCUCUCUCCCGGACCUCGAGUCCCAGGACCACAUCCUGCAUUACCAACUACCCGUCCUCCUGGAGCGCCACAACAUCGGCCUAAUCAUCCUCGACUCCGUGGCCGCCAACUACCGUGCCGAGUUCGAGCGCCAGGGCACAAUGGGCCAUAACAUGGCCGCCCGCAGCUCGGACCUCGUCAAGCUAGGCGCCCUCUUCCGCCACCUCGCCCGCAAGCACAACCUCGCCGUCGUCGUCGCCAACCAGGUCUCCGACCGGUUCGCCCCGGCCCCGCCCAUCUCGAGCCCGGCCCGCCUGCCCUCCUCGUGGCCCAGCCAGCCAACCCAGGAGACGCCGCUCGCUUCCAGGAGCAGCCUCCGUGGCCAGGCCCUCCCCCACUUCACUCCCAGCUCCCCGCUCCCCUUCUCGAUGCCCCCCGACGACGACGGCGAGCCGCCCCCUCCCCCAGCCCUCAUGCUGGACCACCAGCAGAGGUGGUUCACCGGCUGGGGCGACGACCCCAUGUCCUCCCACGCCCUCAAGACCCCCAGCCUCGGCAUCGUGUGGUGCACCCAGAUCGCCUGCCGGGUCGCCCUCUUCAAACGCCCCGUCUACGGACGCACCAGGAUGGCACCCCCCAUCUCAACCGCGCCGGGAGAUGAUUACGAUGAGGUCGAGGAGCAUACAUCGACUCUGAGGACGUGGAGGCGGUGGAUGAAGGUUGUGUUCGCCCCUCAUGCACCGGCUUCUGGGCUGGGGCUCCAGGACGCCAUCGAGUUCGAGAUCUCGGCGGGCGGGUUAAAGGCAUUACCGCCCAGGAAAAAGAAAACAAGAUCGUGA
This is a messenger RNA of Clonostachys solani, 1431 nucleotides long. The record is from the annotation of a GenBank genome assembly. NCBI's taxonomy places the organism in Eukaryota, Fungi, Ascomycota, Sordariomycetes, Hypocreales, Bionectriaceae.